This is a messenger RNA of Eurytemora carolleeae, 1168 nucleotides long. Its product is annotated as chymotrypsin-like protease CTRL-1. Gene Ontology annotation, biological process: proteolysis. Bases 64 to 1095 code for a protein of 343 amino acids. Gene Ontology annotation, molecular function: serine-type endopeptidase activity. NCBI's taxonomy places the organism in Eukaryota, Metazoa, Arthropoda, Copepoda, Calanoida, Temoridae. The transcript is spliced from 17 exons. The record is from RefSeq and is a predicted model, not a curated record.
CUUGAUUUACUUCUAAAAGAGAUAUUCAUGAAGAUUUAAAAAUAAAAGAGAAUAGAAGUGACGAUGAAGGGCAUAAUUUUAUUUCUGAUAACUGCAGUUGGAGUUUGUCAUAGCCAAGAUAUACCAGAGGAACCAGAUGUCGAGAUUUUUAAUGAUGACAACUUUGAGGGGCCAAAAACUGCUGCCCUGGUGGAUGGAGAAAAUGCGGAUCGAGGAGAGCAUCCUUGGCAUGUUGGGUUAGUAAGAGAAGAGUCUAAAACUGGGUUUCUUGGCUGGGUACGUCAUCUUGGAGGAUUAAUCAGAACAACGACAUAUUGUGGAGCUUCAUUGGUUAGCACAAGAUGGUUGGUUACUGCAGCGCAUUGUAUAAGGGAAGACGACAGACCAGUUGAUCUCAGAGUUGUAAUGGGUAGCAGCAAGCGAGCCCGAUACUUUUACUACUUUUUCCAGACUGACAGCAUAGAUCAGAUCAGAGUUCAUCCAGACUAUGACACGGGAAGUCAUAAUUAUGAUAUUGCCCUCCUUCGACUUAAGAAACUUCCAGAGCUCGUACCAGGUGAACUAUGGCCUGUAUGCCUCCCCUCUGUUCCUGUGGAGAGCUAUGAAGGGCAAAAAGCGACUGUAAUUGGCUGGGGUAGAACAGAAGGAAAGGAUGGAAUUUCGGCCAGACAUCUUCAAGAAUUAGAUGUAGAAAUCAUCAGUCAAGAGACCUGCCAGACACAGUGGGGAUACGGGAAGGGAAGAGUAGAGAUCGGAGGCCCUAAAAUGUGCUUCCGUUCAUCUGGAGCAUCAUGUCAUGGUGAUUCAGGAGGAGGAAUGUUUGUCAAAAAGAUGGACAGUCUUGAGUUGGUCGGAGUAUGUUCUUAUGGUUUAGCAGAUUGUCAGAACUGGGCCCCUGAAGUGUACACUAAGGUGAGCUUCGUUAUUGAUUGGAUAAAGAAGACGAUUAGAGAAACAGAUCUUGAUGAUCUCAACAUGCCUCAGUGCGGGAAGACGACAAUUAAUGCCACUAAUAGAAGACGGAGGGCAGAUCCAGUGUUUGAUUGGGUUUAUAAAUAUGCAAAGGACUAUGUUGGAAACUCAUUUGCUUAUUAGAAGUGUUGUCAAUUUCAUAUUUUAAAGCUUUUAUGCAUUUUUUACAUUUUUUUCGGAUGAAGUGUAAAAAAAA